This is a messenger RNA of Euleptes europaea (tarantolino), 1063 nucleotides long. It is a transcript of the gene DRAXIN, whose product is annotated as dorsal inhibitory axon guidance protein. The record is from RefSeq and is a predicted model, not a curated record. The transcript is spliced from 5 exons. NCBI's taxonomy places the organism in Eukaryota, Metazoa, Chordata, Lepidosauria, Squamata, Sphaerodactylidae. Gene Ontology annotation, biological process: axon guidance; Wnt signaling pathway. Gene Ontology annotation, cellular component: extracellular region. Bases 1 to 1020 code for a protein of 339 amino acids.
AUGGCUGCUUCCCCCGCCCUUUUCUCCCCCAUUUUUGUUUUCUGCCUGCUGACUCUCAGCCCCACGGACUCCCUUGAGCCGGCCCCGGUGGUCUCCAGCCUCCCAGAGGUCACCAACAACUUCCAGAGCGAGGAUCGGUGGGCCCCCCUGCCACGAGCUGUGACACAUCACCGCCGACACAACCUCCAGAAGCAAGAGUGGGCUAACCACGGGAUGCCGGCCCGGGCUAGAGGCUCCGGGGAGCCCGGCCUGCGGCACCUGGGCAGAACUGGGUCGGUGGAGCGGCCCGCCAGCCUCCGACAGAAGGACAUUUUCUUGGGCUUCGCGUUCCCGUAUCCCGAGCAAGAGAACCACGCCCCAGGAUCGGAAAGAGGGAAGAAGCAGAACCGUGAACUCCGACGGCACAGCCGCAGGGACCGGCUGAAACAGCACCGUGGCAAAGGUCCUGAUCCGGGGCCAAGCGCACUAUAUAAAAAGCCUGAAAACUUUGAGGAGCAAUUUCAGACGCCCCAUACAGAAGGUUCUCCUUCAGCACUGGCUCCUACCUCCCUUCUCGGCUCUACGCCAAAGACAUCGACUGAGGAGACGCCCGCUCUCAAAGCCACAUCCCCCCGGCCUCGGCUCCGCGUCAGGCAAGAGGGGGACGUGAUGCCCACCUUGGACAUGAUGCUCUUCGACUGGACAGAUUAUGAAGAUCUCCGGCCAGAUAUGUGGCCCUCGUUCUGGAAGAAAGAGAGACAGCGGAGUAAGACCAGUGGGAACGAAACCACGCCAGCUGAAGGGGAGCCCUGCGACCAUCACCUUGACUGCCUCCCAGGCUGCUGUUGCGAUUUGAGGGAACACCUCUGCAAACCCCACAAUCGCGGCCUGAACAACAAAUGUUACGACGAUUGCAUGUGUGCAGAAGGUCUGCGCUGUUACGCCAAAUUCCACCGCAACCGGAGAGUGACCCGGAGAAAAGGCCGCUGCGUGGAGCCAGAGUCCGCGGAUGGAGAUCAAGGAUCCUUUAUUAAUGUCUAGAAAGAUGCCGGGAAGCUCUUCUGGGCCGGAGGCGUUAAUUUAU